AGAGAGAUAUUAUUUACUGCAUCAAUGAGGAUGCUGGAGAGCCUAGAUUGCAGCGCUAAUGUCUCUGGCCAGGAUUUGUGGGCUGAGAUUUGUCCACAUGCUCCAGACACACAGGAAGUAAAUGCUCAAGAAACCUUUUCAGACUCCUUUCUGGGCCCUUUUCCUGAUGAACUCAACCAUGACAAUAACGGAAAUCAAUCUGAACUUAACUCUCACAAUUUCAGUCAAAAACCAUGGGCUCCGUUACAAGACUCUGAAGUAUAUUUAGCAUCUCUAGAACGUAGGUUACAAAGAAUUAAAGGUCAGAACCGUGAAGUGACCUCCAAAGAAAUGUUACAUUCUUUAGGACAGGCAAAGAAGGAAUGUUGGGAUAGAUUUCUCCAAGAGGCAUUUGAACCUGAAGCUUAUGUUCCUACUGAUAUUGAUAGCAGCACACUAGAACAUUUGAAGCGGUGGCUGCAGCCAGAGAAAGUGGCUCUGAACGCAGAGGAAGUGCAAUGCCUAAUACCUGGUGAAGCUCCCCCGAAAAAUGGUGACAAUGAGCAGGACGAGGCAGCUGCUGAGCACUGACGACCUGGAAAUUACCUUUUACUAGGCUUUUAUAAAUUCAAAUGUCCA
Nanorana parkeri is the source of this 618-nucleotide messenger RNA. It is a transcript of the gene CCDC32, whose product is annotated as chromosome unknown C15orf57 homolog. Gene Ontology annotation, biological process: cilium organization. The coding region runs from base 25 to 570 and encodes 181 amino acids. NCBI's taxonomy places the organism in Eukaryota, Metazoa, Chordata, Amphibia, Anura, Dicroglossidae. The transcript has 4 exons. The record is from RefSeq and is a predicted model, not a curated record.